Oncorhynchus keta (chum salmon) is the source of this 5738-nucleotide messenger RNA. RefSeq names its product solute carrier family 22 member 2-like. The transcript is spliced from 16 exons. Gene Ontology annotation, cellular component: filamentous actin; stress fiber; Z disc. Gene Ontology annotation, molecular function: actin binding; transmembrane transporter activity; muscle alpha-actinin binding. The coding region runs from base 255 to 2891 and encodes 878 amino acids. Lineage: Eukaryota; Metazoa; Chordata; Actinopteri; Salmoniformes; Salmonidae. The record is from RefSeq and is a predicted model, not a curated record. Gene Ontology annotation, biological process: muscle structure development; actin cytoskeleton organization; heart development.
UCGUCAGGCAAGCGUUUCGUUGCACUCACGUCCCUCCCAUUCAGUCAACUCUGUACGAGGCGGGCAGUCAAGCGUCUUCACCGUGCAAAUCCCCAUCACACGUCAGAGACGACAUCAUUAUCUAAGGUUGAAUCAAGUAGGGAAGAAAGUUUUGCGACAGACAGUGUUGCCAAGCAGCUCCUAGGUAGUGGACCUAGUUAUUUCGCCCAGUUUAUCGCCCAGUUCUUACGGAUAUUAUUUUUUAUAGAUCAGCAAUGCCCCACACCGUGACAUUGAAUGGACCCUCACCGUGGGGUUUUCGACUGGUCGGUGGAAGGGACUUCAGUACACCGUUAACUAUUUCGAGGGUGACACCGGGCAGUAAGGCAGCACAGGGGGACCUGUGUCCUGGAGACACCAUCCUGGUCAUCAAUGGGGACAACACAGAGACCAUGACACACAUGGAGGCCCAGAACAGGAUCAAAGCCUGCAUUGGGGAGCUCACACUGGCCAUCUGCAGGUCAGGAGACAAAGUCUGGUCUCCAAAUGUUAUUGAAGAUGGCAAGACAAGUCCAUACAUGGCCACAUUGGAGUCUGAGUCACCACAGAAUUUCCGACCCAUUAGCACUGGAGCAAUGACCAGUGGUUACAGCAGCAGCUACAGCAGGGGGAACAACAGCAGCGGUUACAGCCGAAAACCCUCCUACACUCCCGAGCUGCCGCACCUCAACAACGGCACCUCCAAGCAGUCCAACCAUGCGCAGUACAACAACCCAGCCAGCCUGUACGCACACAACAACGGCAGCAACGGAGACAGAGACAGGGUCUUGCCAAAACAAAUGAGCGGCCUGAGCCUAGGGUCUCCUCACAGCCCUGAGCCUCCGAUGCGUUCUCCUAUGGGCCGUAAUGGAAACGGUCAUAGUUUUGAAGUCACCACAGAGUCAGAUGUGUACAAGAUGCUGCAAGACACAGAGGAGCCAGUCUCCGCACCCAAACAAUCAGGCUCCUUCAAAUACCUACAAGGCAUAUUGGAGGCAGAGGAUGGAGGUGUGUCCCCUACUGACAUGUCUGGAGUGAGAGGCCUUAGGACCCCGGACCGAUCCCCAAUCCCUAAACUGGGCAGCCCCAUCCCCGGCCACAUGGGCCCCAUGCCCGGCCUACAGAAACUCCCCCAGUGCACGCGCUGUGGCAACGGCAUAGUGGGAACCAUCGUGAAGGCCAGAGACAAACUGUACCACACAGAGUGCUUCAUGUGUGAUGACUGUGGCAUGAACCUCAAGCAGAGGGGCUACUUCUUCAUCGAGGAGAACUUGUACUGUGAGACCCACGCCAUGGCCCGCGUACAGCCUCCUGAGGGAUAUGACGUGGUCGCCGUCUACCCCAACUCCAAGGCAGAAACUCAAACAAGGACGGUUCAAUGCUGGUCUGACCAAUCAGAAUCCACACUUCCAAACUACCAGCCCUCCAGACUCCUACUGAACCCGAUGUCACAGGAACUCCAAAAAGAACAUCAAGGACAACAACCACCCGAGCCACUGCCUGUUCACCCCGCUAUCAUCCAGAAGUGGGAUGUGGUGUGUGAUAACGCGUACAAAGUUCCUUUGACCACAUCAAUUAACUACUUUGGUGCGCUUGUGGGAACAUUCAUCUCUGGCCAGAUGUCCGACAGGUUUGGAAGAAAGCCAGCACUCUUCACUACUAUAAUAAUCCAGGUUGUGGCCACAUUCGCACAAAUAUUCUCCCCAAACUGGGAGGCAUUCAGUAUUAUUUUCUUCUUUGUUGGUGCUGGAUCAGUCUCCAACUAUGUCAUAGCGUAUGUUCUUGGUAGGUUGAAAAUAAGCAUUCCUUGUAAGUACUGUAUCUCUUGUACAUUUGGUGAAUUUACUGAACUUGCAUAUCUGGUCCUAGGGACAGAAAUACUGAGCCCUGGAGUUCGAGUGGUAUUCUCCUCUCUCGGAGUUUUCCUGAGCUCUGCGAUUGGCUACAUGUUAAUGUCACCUGUGGCAUACUUCAUCCGUGAGUGGAGGUGGUUGCUGGUGCCCAUGGCAGGCUCUGGACUCAUAUACAUCCCUCUAUGGUGGGUCAUCCCAGAGUCUCCCAGAUGGCUGCUCUCUCAGGGAAGAGUUGAGGAGGCUGAGGCCAUACUGAGAGACGCUGCCAGGAGGAACAGAAUUGAAGCCCCAGAGGUCAUCUUCACUCCCUCAGAGGUAGAAGAUGCUCUGGCCAUGAAGGACAUGAAACACAACAUUCUGGAUGUCAUGAGGAGCAGCAACAUGCUCUCAAUCACAGUUCUGUGUUCCCUUCUGUGGAUGAUAAUCUCCUGUGGUUACUUUGCCCUAAUUUUGAACACAAACAACCUCAAUGGAAAUCCCUAUAUCAACUGCUUCCUGUCUGGAGUUGUAGAAGUGCCCGCCUAUUUCAUCGCCCUGGUGCUUCUCAGAUACUGUUCCAGACACUUAUGCCAGUCCUCCACUCUCUUCCUAGGUGGCACUGUUAUUCUCUUCAUUAACAUUGUCCCAACAGAUCUCCCAGGAGUGGCAAUCUUUCUGGAGAUGGUGGGGAAGUUUGCCAUCACCGCAGCAUUCUGUGUGGUGUACGCCGUCACGUCGGAGCUCUUCCCCACCGUGGGUAGGAACAUGGCUAUGGGGACGUGCUCCAUGGCAGCACGCACAGUCACCAUCCUCUCCCCCUUCAUCAUCUACCUCGGAAAUUACUACAAGUACCUCCCAUACAUAGUUAUCGGUAGCCUGGCAAUAUGUGGGGGUCUGUGCUGCUUCAGUUUACCUGAGACAUACGGGAGGGUGUUGCCAGAAACCAUCUCACAGAUGCAACAAAUCAAAGGGUGUCGAUGCAACACAGACCAAGAUACCAAAAACAUUGAUAGCAAAUCUGAGUUUCGGGAAGGAGUCUAAAUUGUUUUCUCUUGGAUGUGUAUUAAAACUAAAAAACAGUAUUCCGGAUUGAAAUUAUUAGCUAUCUUUUACUUUAUGAAAUUGUACAGUGCAUUCGGAAAGUAUUCAGACCCCUUGACUUUUCCACAUUUUGCUACAUUAAUAAUAAUAUAUGCCAUUUCGCAGACGCUUUUAUCCAAAGCGACUUACAGUCAUGUGUGCAUACAUUCUACGUAUGGGUGGUCCCGGGAAUCGAACCCACUACCAUGGCGUUACAAGCGCCAUGCUCUACCAACUGAGCUACAGAACCACAUUACAGCCUUAUUCUAAAAUUGAUUAAAUUGCUUUUUUUCUCUCAUCAAUCUACACACAACACCCCAUAAUGACAAAUCAAAAAGAGUUGUUUUUUUUGUUGAAAAAGAUAUCAACAUAUACUGAAAUAUGAUAUCUACAUAAGUAUUCAGAACCUUUAUACAGUACUAUGUUGAAGCACCUUUGGCAGCGAUUACAGCCGUGAGUCUUCUUGGGUAUGAUACUACAAUCUUGGCACACCUGUAUUUGGGGAGUUUCUCCCAUUCUUCUCUGCAGAUCCUCUCAAGAUCUGUCAGGUUGAGCGUCGCUGCACGGCUAUUUUCAGGUCUCUCCAGGGAUGUUCGAUCAGGUUCAAAUCCGAGCUCUGGCUGGGCCACUCAAGGUCAUUCCUAGACUUGUCCAGAAGCCACUCCUGCGUUAUCUUGGCUGUGUGCUUAGGGUCAUUGUCCUGUUGGAAGGUGAACCUUCGCCCCAGUCUGAGGUCCUGUGCGCUCUGGCAAAGGUUAUCAUCAAGAAUCUGUCUGUAAUUUUGUUCAUCUUUCCCUUUAAUCCUGACUAGUCUUCCAGUCCCUGCCGCUGAAAAACAUCCCCACAACAUGAUGGUGCCACCACUAUGCUUCACCGUAGGAAUGGUGCCAGGUAUCCUCCAGACGUGACUUUUGGCAUUCAGGCCAAAGAGCUCAAUCUUGGUUUCAUCAGACCAAAGAAUCUUGUUUGGUCUGAGAGUUCUUUAGGUGCCUUUUGGCAAACUCCAAGUGGGCUGUCAUGUGCCUUUUACUGAGGAGUGGCUUCCCUCUGGCCACUCUACCAUUAAAGCCUGAUUUGUGGAAUUCUGUAGAGAUGAUUGUCCUUCUGGAAGUUUCUCCCAUCUCCACAGAGGAACUCUGAAGCUCUGUCAGAGUGACCAUCAGGUUCUUGGUCACCUCCUUGACCAAGGCCCUUCUUUCCUGGUUGCUAAGUUUUGCCAGGCAGCCAGCUCUAGGAAGUCUUGGUGGUUCCAAGCUAUAUGGGCAGUUCCUUCGACCUCAUGGCUUGGUUUUUGCUCUGACAUGCACUGUCAACUGAGGGACCUUAUAUAGACAGGUAUGUGCCUUUCCAAAUCAUGUCCAAUCAAUUGAAUUUACCACAGGUGGACUCCAAUCAAGUUACAGAAACAUCUCAAGGAUGAUCAAUAGAAACAGGAUGCACAUGAGCUCAAUUUAAAAUCUCAUAGCAAAGGGUCUAAAUAUGUAUGUAAUAAGGUAUUUCAGUUUAUUUUAUUUUAUAUAAAUUAGCAAAAAUGUCCCAUUAUGGGAUAUUGUGUGUAGAUUGACAAGGAACAAAAUGCAUUUAAUCCAUUUUAUAGUAAGGCUGUAAUGUAACAAAAUGUGAAAAGAAGUGAAUACUUUCUGAAUGCACUGUAUACUGCAGAAAUGUUCCAUAUGCACAAAAAGCUUAUUUAUAUCAAAUUGUAUACACAAAUCUGUUUACAUCCCGGUUAGUGAGCAGUUCUCUUUUGCCAAGAUAAUCCAUCCACAUGACAGGUGUGUCAUAUCAACAUGCUGAUUAAAAAGCAUGAUAAUUACACAGGUGCACCUUGUGCUGGGGACAAUAACAGGCCACUCUAAAAAUGUGCCGUUGUGUCACACAACACAAUGCCACAGAUGUCUCAAGUUUUGAGGGAGCAUGCAAUGCAACAGUCAUGCUGACUGCAGGAACGUCCACCAGAGCUGUUGCUAAAUACUUUUAUAUUGUAUUCUCUACCAUUAGCCUCCUCCAAUGUUGUUUUAGAGAAUUUGGCAGUACGUCCAACCAGCCUCACAACCACAGACCAAGUGUAUGGUGUCGCCUGGGCGACCGGUUUGCUGAUGUAAACGUUGUGAACAGAGUGCUCCAUGAUAGGGUUAUGGUAUGUGCAGGCAUAAGCUACUGUACGGACAACAAACACGAUUGCAUUUUAUCGAUGGCACAGAGAUACCAUGACAAGAUCCUGAGGCCCAUUGUCGUGCCAUUCAUCCGCCGCCAUCUCCUCAGGUUUCAGCAUGAUAAUGCACGGCCACAUGUUUCAAGGAUCUGUACACAAUUCCUGAAAGCUGAAAGUGUCCCAGUCCUUUUCUGGCCUGCAUACUCACCAGACAUGUCACCCAUUGAGCAUGUUUGGGUUGCUCUGGAUCGAUGUGUACAAUAGCGUGUUCCAGUUCCUGCCAAUAUCCAGGAAUUUCGCACAGCCAUUGAAGAGGAGUGGGACAACAUUACACACAAUCAAUAGCUUGAUCAACUCUAUGUGAAGGAGGUGUGUCGAGCUGCAUUAGGCAAAUGGUGGUAACACCACAUACUGACUGGUUUUCUGAUACACGCACCUCCCUUUUUUAAAGUUAUCUGUGACCAGGAGGUGCAUAUCUGUAUUCCCAGUCAUGUGAAAUCCAUAGAUUAGGGCCUCACAAAUGUAUUUCCAUAUAUGAACUCAGUAAAAUCUUUGAAAUUGUUGCAUGUUGCAUUUAGAUUUUUGUUCAGUAUAUAUAGCCAAGUUAACCUUACUCAUUGUGUUUCUAUUUGAUAAAAUCGUCUGGUACAUGG